CCAGGGUGUUUUGACCUGGGUAAGCCCAGUAGAGCCAGCCAGUAUCAAGCUGUUGACUACCAUCCCUGAGAUGCACAUUGCAGUCACUGUAGAUAUAGAAUCAACUAUCAAACUGUGGGACUGUCACAACGGUGAAGCUCUGGCGACUAACAACAUGUUCUCUCCCUGUCAGUCAUUGAAAGCUGUCUUUACCAAGGAUGGCCCGAUUGUCUUGAUAGGUGAUACCUUGGGUAACCUCUACAUCUUCAGGAUUCCAGAUUUACACCUCAUUUCCAGACACAAUGUAUUCCCACAUGGUAUUGAUGAACUCUACUGCUCUCCUCAGAAGAAAUGGGUCUAUCUGAGUAGGAAACACCCACAUAUCUUGCCAAAGGUGUUUUACAUGAACAGCUUACUGAGGACAUCAGAAUUCUCUGACCCAGUGUCUACUGAUCUCGAAUUUUCCUUAUGCCAAAGAGCAUUCUGGACCCCAAGAAGGGAAGACAGGAUAACCCUGAUGUCCAUACGUGGCCCCAAAAAAAUCACAAAGUUUAUCACAUUUGAUAUGGAGCUGGAAGAGAUCGGGAACAAAAUAAGUGUUAAAGAGCAAGUCUUUGCAAAAUUCUCAUUGGAAGAAUAUGAGAGGAGACCAGAAUGGUAUGGAGUCAGUGAUAAGGACGUGAUUGUUUGUUCAACUGGAUCCUCUCUCUUGCUCUUCAACCUUAACGGUCUCCUUCUGCAGACAUUUCAGUACUGCCCAGAAGAGAUCUUGAGACUAUGGGUGGACCCGGUUCAUGUCAUUGUCUCGUGUAAUGAUGGCUCUUUGGAUGUGUACACAUGGGAGGAGAGAAGCCUGCAGCUGAAUAAGUGUUAUCGGCUGCAAAACAGGAGAUAUCUGCCACCAGAAGGCCUCAUUAACAAAACACUAUGUGACGAUGUGAGCAUAAUUCAAGUGAUAACAAAUCGAACCACCCCCUGCUUUCUGAUGGCAUAUAUCUUGAAGUCUGCUCUUGAAAACUGAGUGGGUUAAGUGUCCUCUUCCUCAAUGAUAAUAAAGGUCUAUUUGCAAGCA
Mus pahari (shrew mouse) is the source of this 1051-nucleotide messenger RNA. RefSeq names its product F-box and WD repeat domain containing 12 (gene Fbxw12). The transcript has 6 exons. Gene Ontology annotation, molecular function: protein binding. Bases 71 to 1000 code for a protein of 309 amino acids. The record is from RefSeq and is a predicted model, not a curated record. NCBI's taxonomy places the organism in Eukaryota, Metazoa, Chordata, Mammalia, Rodentia, Muridae.